Neocloeon triangulifer is the source of this 2736-nucleotide messenger RNA. RefSeq lists its product as uncharacterized. NCBI's taxonomy places the organism in Eukaryota, Metazoa, Arthropoda, Insecta, Ephemeroptera, Baetidae. The coding region runs from base 146 to 2626 and encodes 826 amino acids. The transcript has 9 exons. Gene Ontology annotation, cellular component: alpha,alpha-trehalose-phosphate synthase complex (UDP-forming); cytosol. Gene Ontology annotation, biological process: trehalose biosynthetic process. Gene Ontology annotation, molecular function: catalytic activity. The record is from RefSeq and is a predicted model, not a curated record.
GUGCGCGACCACUGGGCAGCUCAAAAACUUUUGCGUUGACUUCUUGUCUUUCAUCGUUCAAAUUAUCAUAUUAAUUUCUUUAAUUCCAAAUAACGCAACAAGAAAGAAUGCAAACACACUCGCAAGCAGACGGCCUUGAAAGAACAUGAUGAGCGCAAUUCCGCCCCAAAUUAUGAGAGAGAUGGUGCCCGGACGGGCCUUCCCGGCACCGCUGGUGGUCGUCUCGAACCGACUACCCUUUGUCCUGGCUCGAGCAGACGAUGGCCGCCUUGAACGCAAGCAAAGUGCGGGAGGUUUGGUGACCGCGGUUGCCCCAGUGGUGAUCGAGUGCAAGGGCACGUGGGUUGGAUGGCCUGGAAUUUACGACAUGCUCCCUGAGGAAACGAUUCCCGAGUCAGACGCCGGCGACCAGGCACCCACGGCAGGACUCAAGUCUGACCAGGUCGUGGCCGUGAACGUGGCCAAGGACAAGUUCGACGCGUACUACAACGGUUGCUGCAACGGAACCUUCUGGCCGCUGUUCCACUCCAUGCCCGACAGGGCUGUUUUCAAAGCGGACACUUGGAACGCCUAUUGCGAGGUUAAUGAGGAAUUCGCCCGAAGCACGCUGAAGGCUCUGCGGUCCACCCUGGCCAAGCUGGACGCUGAAGGUAGGACGGACGUGUCACCAAUCGUCUGGGUCCACGACUACCAACUCCUCGUAGCCGCCGCGUCCAUCAGGAAGGCGGCCGAGGAAGAGGGGUUGCGUUUCAGACUUGGUUUCUUCCUGCACAUUCCGUUCCCGUCGUGGGACAUCAUGCGACUCUUCCCGUGGGAUGACCAGAUUCUCCAAGGAAUGCUCGCUUGCGACGUGGUGGGUUUUCACAUCGAGGACUACUGUCUCAACUUCAUCGACUGCUGCUCUCGCCGUCUCGGAUGCAGAGUCGAUCGGAACCAGAUGAUGGUGGAGUUGGCCGGAAGGACAAUCCACAUUCGCGCCCUUCCAAUCGGAAUUCCAUUCGACCGUUUCGUGGAACUUGCAGAAAAUUCCCCGAAGGUGCUAAAAACAACAGAAGAAAAGACAAUUCUCGGCGUGGACCGACUGGACUACACCAAGGGUCUGGUGAACCGCAUUCUAGCUUUUGAGAUCCUUCUUGAAAAACACCCUGAAUACCUGGAGAAGGUCACCUUCCUUCAGAUAUCGGUUCCCUCUCGCACGGACGUCAAAGAGUACCGACAGCUCAAAGAGGAGAUGGACCAAUUGAUCGGUCGGAUCAACGGCCGUUUCUCUCGGGCCAACUGGUCGCCCAUUCGCUACAUAUACGGCUGCGUAUCCCAACAGCAGUUGGCCGCCUUCUACCGCGACUCGGCAGUGGCCCUGGUGACGCCUCUGCGCGACGGAAUGAAUCUCGUAGCCAAGGAGUACGUGGCCUGCCAGAUCAGGGAACCAGGCGUGCUGAUUUUGUCUCCAUUUGCUGGUGCCGGCGGCGCCAUGCACGAGGCCCUUGUCGUCAACCCGUACGAGUUGGACCAGGUGGCCGAGACCAUCCACAGGGCCCUUUCGAUGCCUCUGGACGAGCGUGAGUUGCGAAUGACGCAGCUGCGCAGGCGAGAACGCCACAACGACGUGUCCCGAUGGCUCGAGUCUUUCCUGGACGCCAUGGGAGGCGUCGAAGACGGAUCGUCUCUGGCCGGUUCCCUGUCACCGCUCACCCUAGACGAUUUUGGGCAGUUCUUGGACCUGGACGCCGCCUGCAAACUCAGCCUGAUUCUUGACUACGACGGCACCUUGGCUCACCUGGCAGCGCACCCUGACCUCGCAAUCAUGCCUGCAGAGACGAGGAGGGUCCUUGAGAGGUUGGCCAAUAUGUCCGAUGUGAACGUGGUGGUCAUUUCCGGACGUUCGCUGGGCAAUUUGAGCAGGAUGGUUGGCAUUGACGGCAUCACCUAUGCUGGCAGCCACGGCUUGGAGAUCCUCCACCCUGACGGAACGAAAUUCGUCCAUCCUGUGCCAUUGGAAUACGAGGAGAAGUUGAGGGAGUUGCUGAAAGCGCUGCAAGAUGAGGUGUGCCGUGAUGGAGCCUGGGUGGAGAACAAAGGCGUUCUGCUGACAUUCCACUACCGGGAAACUCCAGUAACAGCCAGGGCUGCGAUUGUGAAGCGUGCCGGCCAAAUUUUCAAAGAAGCCGGAUUCGAGCCGCACGCAGCACACAUGGCAAUCGAGGCAAAGCCGCCUGUGCGCUGGGACCAAGGACGGGCUUCUAUCUACAUUCUGCGCACCAUGUAUGGCGUUGACUGGACCGAGAGAGUUCGAGUUAUAUACGCUGGAAAUGAAGACGCAAUGCAAGCGCUGCAGGGAAUAGCCUGCACCUUCAGAGUCGACUCAAGUCCAGCCGUUCGUACCGCAGCCAACUUCAGGCUGGCAGAUCCAGAUGCAGUUUUGACUAUGCUCAAGUGGGUAGAGAAGCAGAUGAACAAGAGGUCUCCAAGGUUAUCGAGGUCUCCGCGCCUUGGUAGAUCGCCGACUCAGUGCAUUCACGCGCAAAUGAGCUUUGAAGACGACGAUGACGAUAUCCGUAAAUCGCAUGGUCUCAAAGCAAUUGUGCGAACGGCUCCACGUGAGACCCUGGUCAAUAAGGCCUUAUGAAAAAAAGACUCGGUUGGCUGUGAGAUUGUGUACAUACACGCAUAAGUUAGGCAUUUAGGUUGUUAAUUGUGAUCAUUUAUUAAACUAUAUUGCUAUUCUUGUAAAAAAAA